GGGUCAACUCAUGACCCCUACACCUCCCCCCUCCACCCCCACACAUGGACCCCCACAGACCCCCGUCCCACCGCAGUCUCCACCCAACCAGAACGGCUACAACAGCUCCAAACACUCCCAGACGCAAGGCUCCUUACACACAACCUGGACAGGCAGCAGCACAGCUUCCUACACUCCUUUAGGACCCCAGCAAAACGGACGCGGCCACCAGCCUCCUCUCCACCACCCACACUUCUGGUCUCAGCAUCACAGUUCAGCGUCUUUCCCCCCUCCAGUCUCCAACCAUCCAGGUCCCACUGGCAGACUAAUAAAGGAAGAGUACAGCCACGACUGCAUCCAGAUGGACGUUCCCCCAGGCCUGCCUCCUCAGCAGGACCACCAGGGGGCGAUGAAACUCCCUCCUCCGGACCACUACGGCCAGCCACUGCCUCCUCUACAGCUGCCUUCAGAACCCAGCCGCGCGCCCCCACCGGUCACCCUUUACUCCAACAUGCCCCUCUCCCCCACCGCUUCAGGCUCUAUGAUGCCGAUGCAGGGAGGUCACGGUGAAGGCUUACUUCAGAUUGCGUCUCCUCAGGGUCAAGUCAUGACCCCUACACCUCCCCCCUCCACCCCCACACAUGGACCCCCACAGACCCCCGUCCCACCGCAGUCUCCACCCAACCAGAACGGCUACAACAGCUCCAAACACUCCCAGACGCAAGGCUCCUUACACACAACCUGGACAGGCAGCAGCACAGCUUCCUACACUCCUUUAGGACCCCAGCAAAACGGACGCGGCCACCAGCCUCCUCUCCACCACCCACACUUCUGGUCUCAGCAUCACAGUUCAGCGUCUUUCCCCCCUCCAGUCUCCAACCAUCCAGGUCCUGAGUUCUGGUGCUCCAUCUCGUACUUCGAGAUGGAUGUGCAGGUGGGGGAGAUGUUUAAAGUGCUGUCCAGUUGUCCGGUGGUGACGAUUGACGGGUAUGUGGACCCCUCAGGAGGAGACCGCUUCUGCCUGGGUCAGCUCAGUAAUGUGCACCGCACAGACGCCAGUGAGCGCGCCAGGUUGCACAUAGGUAAAGGAGUGCAGCUGGAGUGCCGCGGCGAGGGCGACGUAUGGAUGCGCUGCAUGAGCGAUCAUGCUGUCUUUGUGCAGAGUUACUACCUGGACAGAGAAGCGGGUCGAGCGCCAGGAGAUGCAGUGCACAAGAUCUACCCAGGGGCCUACAUAAAGGUCUUUGACCUCAGGCAGUGCCACAGGCAGAUGCAGCAGCAGGCGGCCACUGCGCAGGCGGCGGCGGCAGCACAGGCCGCGGCGGUGGCAGGGAAUAUUCCAGGACCAGGAAGCGUCGGUGGAAUCGCUCCUGCAGUCAGCCUCUCGGCAGCAGCAGGGAUUGGUGUGGAUGAUCUCCGGAGGCUGUGCAUCCUGCGCCUGAGCUUCGUGAAGGGCUGGGGUCCUGACUAUCCGCGGCAGAGCAUCAAGCACACCCCCUGCUGGGUGGAGGUGCAUUUGCACCGGGCGCUGCAGCUGCUAGACGAGGUGCUGCACACUAUGCCACUGGCAGACCCUGGACCGGCUAACUGAGAGCGAACAAUACACAGCAAACACUCACCACCACACAGAUACUGGACGCACUACAGUAAGCGUGCGAAGAGCAUUACCUGCUACAGUGUGCUUUGCACUUUUAUCAGUCAUUAGAAUACCAAUGAAAACACCACAGAAAUUCACUAUUCUAAAAUUCAUGUUUUGGAAAGAUAUUUCAGUGCAUUUUCUUGUUCUAUAGUGAAAUGUUGCAUUUCUUUUCGGGUUAAUCUCACAAAAACAUGUCUAGGUCAUAUUUCGCUCUAAUAUAAAAAAUUAUAUUUGCUUAAAGACAAUGAAGACUAUUUUUAGGAAUUUUU
Molecule: messenger RNA, 1887 nt
Organism: Sinocyclocheilus rhinocerous
Lineage: Eukaryota; Metazoa; Chordata; Actinopteri; Cypriniformes; Cyprinidae
Product: mothers against decapentaplegic homolog 4-like
Exons: 12
Coding region: 11-1570 (519 amino acids)
Biological process (GO): cell differentiation; anatomical structure morphogenesis; regulation of transcription by RNA polymerase II
Cellular component (GO): heteromeric SMAD protein complex
Molecular function (GO): I-SMAD binding; RNA polymerase II cis-regulatory region sequence-specific DNA binding; DNA-binding transcription factor activity, RNA polymerase II-specific
Source: RefSeq, a predicted model, not a curated record